UAAUCGUAAUCGUUUAUAGACCAUUUCACGCGCUCUAAAUACGGAGAUUGUGUUUGUAAGCUAAAUUAGGUAGCUGGUCAGCUAAUCACACAAGGCCUAACUAACCCUGAUCAUGUUGCUCUCUGUGUUUCCAAAUAGAUGGCUAAUUUGACCUCAAACACGGAAUUACACAUUUACUAUAAACUAGCGAGCAAAGCUGUUGUUUUCUCUCUCACAGUCCUACGCGCAGUGUAGGAUACCUUGGUAAUUAGCUGGCUAGAUUAAUUGCUUUGUUAUCUUACGCUGGCUAGCCAAUUUGCACAGGUUGCUGAUCAGCAGUACUCUCAGCUGAUUGAACUCAUGGCUUCCAAUUGGAAAUGGCUAAUGCACAAUUCGUAGUGACAGCUAAGAACUAAUGACAGCGAAGAUCAAUUGAUAGGAAGUUAGUCCCUGGAUUUGUGGUUGUCGUCGUUAGGCAACCAGUGUGUUUGCGCCGACUUGGACACCGUGUUCAGCUUCGGUUUAUUAAAGUACCUAAAUUACUUGACCAAGUAACGUUAGCUUAGGAAACGUUGAAAGCAGUCCAUGAAAACAGUUAAACCGUAUGUCAGAUGAUCUAAUGAAACAGUUAUCCAGCUACAAAGCUCAGCUGCAGCAGGUGGAAGCAGCGUUAUCAUCCGAUGCUGACAAUGAGGACCUGCUCAAACUUCAGAAGGACUUACUGGAAGUCAUCGAGCUGACCAAUGACCUGCUGUCCAGCCAGCCGUCGGCCGCCCCCGCCAGCGCGGACAGCUCCGCGGCGCCCCCCCCGAGCCACGCCUGGAAAGUGGGCAACCGCUGCAUGGCGGUGUGGAAUGAGGACGGACAGUUGUACGAAGCCGAGAUCGAGGAGAUCGACGAGGAGAACGGGACGGGGGCCAUCACCUUCAUGGGCUACGGCAACGCCGAGGUCAUGCCCCUCGCCAACCUCAAACCCGUGGAGGAGGGCAAGCGCUCGGACGAAGACGGGAGCAAGUCAAAGUCCAGGAAGGAGCAGAUCGCCGAGCAGAGGGAGUACAAGAAGAAGAAAGCCCAGAAGAAGGUGCAGAGGAUGAAGGAGCUCGAACAGGAGAGGGAGGACCAGAAAUCGAAAUGGCAGCAGUUUAACAACAAAGCGUACUCCAAGAACAAGAAGGGACAGGUGAAGAGGAGCAUAUUCGCGUCACCGGAGAGCGUAAACGGAAAGGUCGGCGUGGGAACGUGCGGAAUCGCGGACAAGCCCAUGACUCAGUACCAGGACACGUCGAAAUACAACGUCCGGCAUCUGAUGCCACAAUAACGGCUAUUUUUAUUUAUUUAUUUUUUUUAGCAGAUAAUGUUUUUAUGUUCUCGGUAGGCUGUUUUAGCAGGAUCAGAACUUGCCAAGCUGUGUGUUUCUAUGAACUAGUUCACUCAAAGAAGUUUUGGGGGCGGCGAACAUAAGGAUUGACUUCUUGUAAUUUGAGUCAUGCUUGAAUUUCAAAGCUGCAGUCCCCGCGUAGCGUAAAUCCUGAGUUUAGACAACACAGCUACACCAGUUCCGUAGUGUUCAGACUUUAUAAACAUAACAGCCUAGCCUCCGUAGAAUGUCCAAAGUUGAGAUAAAAACAACCCAAAUUCUAGAAUUUUCAGACCCGAAUUCUUUACGAUUUGUUGUUUUCCUUGUGUAUCUCAUUCCGUUGUUUAAUUUAAUUGCCAUAUUUAAAAGUUACCGGCUUUGGUGCGAAACAGGUCUGUCUUAUCCUCCAGCCACACAGUGCAGUUUCUAAUAUUAUUAAAGUAAUGUUCGUUUGCUUCCUGUGGAUUUGGCUCAAGGUGUUUGUGUGUCUACUAGGAAACAGUUGAACAGACAAAACGCGAGAUGAGAAUUCAGUGAGAUUAGCUUUGCUUAAAAUGCACUGAGGGGGACGUUAUGAGGAAAUAAAACUCAGGGAAUGUGUUAUUUUGGACGUACCCAGGGUUAUGUAUCAGAUCCACCAAUCAGGGCCACCGGUUUGGUGCAUGCUGGGUAUGUUUAAGGAAACACUUUCUGUGGGCUUCGUUGAAAAAUACGUACUCUGUUUGAUCUUGGAAGCUUUUAUUUUGUGUUCCAGUUGAAUAUAUAUGUUGCAUGACGAUGGCAAAUUAAAGUGCUGCCAUUUUCCAAAGAGCAGAUUCUUGGAUCUUGGAUGCCCUUUAAAGUCACCUGGUCCCCAGUUGUUUUUUGUUUUUUGUUUUUUUGAUGUACCCACAAUGCCGUUGCUCUGAAAUCCUGUAAAUCAAGUUGUUUUACAUUGUCAGUACCUCUGUCCCAUCCGCUAUCCCAUCCGUGUGAGAAACACAUUUUUAGGCUCAAGCAAAUCGUGUAGUUAGUGUUGAGAUGUUUGUUUUUUUUAUGUGGCACGGUAAACUGGGGUGCAAGUUUCAAAGAACUGUUUUUUAAUUUUUUUAUUUUUUUAAUAUGUUAUUUUUUUCUGUGUGGGGGAUGUCAUCGGGUAUCUGCAAAGUAAGCUUAUGUUAAUGCAAACCUGCUUUUGCAGGACUGUGAUUUUUACUAAAUGUUGCUUUUCAGUUUUGUACAUUACCUUUUAUGAAAUAAAUGUUAUGGUAUAACAUCCAUGAA
Messenger RNA from Anguilla rostrata (American eel), 2599 nucleotides. It is a transcript of the gene smndc1, whose product is annotated as survival motor neuron domain containing 1. The transcript has 6 exons. The record is from RefSeq and is a predicted model, not a curated record. The coding region runs from base 584 to 1297 and encodes 237 amino acids. Gene Ontology annotation, molecular function: RNA binding. Gene Ontology annotation, biological process: regulation of alternative mRNA splicing, via spliceosome; mRNA processing. Gene Ontology annotation, cellular component: precatalytic spliceosome; cytoplasm; nucleus. NCBI's taxonomy places the organism in Eukaryota, Metazoa, Chordata, Actinopteri, Anguilliformes, Anguillidae.